Molecule: messenger RNA, 1749 nt
Organism: Electrophorus electricus (electric eel)
Lineage: Eukaryota; Metazoa; Chordata; Actinopteri; Gymnotiformes; Gymnotidae
Gene: acad8
Product: acyl-CoA dehydrogenase family, member 8
Biological process (GO): lipid metabolic process
Cellular component (GO): mitochondrion
Molecular function (GO): acyl-CoA dehydrogenase activity; flavin adenine dinucleotide binding
Source: RefSeq, a predicted model, not a curated record
UGCAGGAAUCAGUAUGGCGGCAGCUGCAACGCUAUCAAGACUUGUUCGACUGCGACUAUAUAGCAUUAGCAGAAAUAAUGGUUUACUAUUUAACAGAGUGCAGAGGAGGGGAAUAGCAGCGUGUAUUGACCCUUCUGUAGGUCUCUCAGAUGAGCAGAGAGAAUUUCAGAAAGUUGCUUUUGAUUUUGCUGCCAAUGAGAUGGCACCCCAUAUGGCACACUGGGACCAAAACGAAAUCUUCCCUGUGGAAACCAUGAGAAAAGCAGCCCAGUUAGGGUUCGGGGGGACUUGUGUGCAUCCAGAUGUCGGGGGCUCCGGGCUGUCUCGGCUUGACGCCUCGGUCGUCUUUGAAGCCUUGUCCACCGGCUGUGCCAGCACUACGGCCUACAUGAGCAUACACAAUAUGUGUGCCUGGAUGAUUGACACGUUUGGUAAUAAUGAGCAGAGGGGGAAAUACUGUCCUGAUCUCUGCUCCAUGGAGAAGUUUGCAUCCUACUGUCUGACAGAGCCUGGCAGUGGAAGUGAUGCGGCAUCACUGCUGACCAGCGCGAAGCUGCAGGGGGACCUCUACGUUCUGAAUGGCUCCAAGGCUUUCAUCAGCGGCGGGGGGGACACAGAUGUCUACGUCGUGAUGUGUCGGACCGGAGGGAAGGGGCCCAAGGGCAUCUCGUGUCUGGUGGUGGAGAAGGGAACCCCAGGACUCAGUUUUGGCAAAAAGGAAAAGAAGGUGGGCUGGAACUCUCAGCCUACAAGAGCAGUGAUAUUUGAAGACUGUAAAGUUCCAGUGGCAAAUCGUCUGGGAAUAGAAGGACAGGGAUUCAACAUUGCUAUGAAAGGCCUCAAUGGGGGUAGAAUUAACAUCGCUUCCUGUUCUGUAGGUGCUGCUCAAGCAUGUAUCCAGCUGACCCGAGAUCACAUGCAUGUGCGCAAGCAGUUUGGAGAACCUCUUUCGAACAGCCAGUUCCUGCAGUUCAAGCUGGCAGAGAUGGCCACGAGGCUGGUGGCGUCGCGGCUGAUGGUGCGGCAGGCGGCCCUGGCCCUGCAGGAGGACCGGCCUGACGCCGUGCCCCUCUGCUCCAUGGCUAAGCUCUUUGCCACUGACGAGUGCUUCACGAUAUGUAACCAGGCCCUGCAGAUGCACGGAGGAUAUGGCUACCUCAAGGACUACGCCGUGCAGCAGUUCGUUAGAGAUAUCAGAGUACAUCAGAUACUGGAAGGUACCAAUGAGGUGAUGAGGAUGAUCAUUGCCAGGAGUUUAUUGGCUGAAUUUUGAUCGUUCCAUGGAGACUGCAGGGUAGAACAGACUCUCUCGCUUCUGCUCUUCUACCAUGUCUGGCUCUGCCUGCCUCUUUGUUAGCAACAUUACCAGUCUGGUAUUGAGGAGUUGGGUGGUAUUGUACUCUUUCUAGUCACAAGUGGGGUCUGAGUUUCAGUUCACUACCCAGAAGUAAAGAAUUUUCCAGUGAGAUUUUCUGCCACACUAAACAAAAAAAAAAAAAAAAAAAAAAAAAAAAAAAAAAAAAAUUCACUUUAAACAAAAACAAAAAGUAACAAAACAAAAAGUAACCAGUUUGCCUCAGUUUUAAAUAAUGUCUUCUAGAAUAAUGAAUAUCAACUUAGUAAAAUUGUCAUGUUUCUUGAUAAAUGAUUAAAUAAAGCUAUUUCAUAGUGGACUUGGAUGAUUGGAUCCUACUGUUUUUGUUUUUGCUGUGUAUUCCAUGAACCGGUCUAAUAAAACAUGCUGAUGAA